Molecule: messenger RNA, 1968 nt
Organism: Jatropha curcas
Lineage: Eukaryota; Viridiplantae; Streptophyta; Magnoliopsida; Malpighiales; Euphorbiaceae
Product: dihydrolipoyl dehydrogenase 1, mitochondrial
Biological process (GO): pyruvate metabolic process; 2-oxoglutarate metabolic process
Cellular component (GO): mitochondrion; oxoglutarate dehydrogenase complex
Molecular function (GO): dihydrolipoyl dehydrogenase (NADH) activity; flavin adenine dinucleotide binding
Source: RefSeq, a predicted model, not a curated record
AAAAUUUAUAUAUAAAAAUAAAAGCCAACAUAUUCUUCUGGUCUGUCAAUAGCCGCAGUCUCUAAAUAAUAAUAGAAAAAAUUGGUAUUUUAUUUAUUUUUGUUUGAUUAUUAGGUAUAGAUAGAAAACUUAACUUGUGUAAAAGCCAGAACAAUCAAAAAUGGCGAUGGCAAGCUUGGCAAGAAGAAAGGCUUACCUUCUCACUAGAAAUUUCUCGAAUUCCAGUCCGGAUGCCCUCAGGUACUCCUCACUCACCAGCUUCUUCCGCGGCUUCGCCUCUUCGGGAUCUGACGAGAACGACGUAGUCGUAAUCGGCGGCGGCCCCGGUGGCUAUGUCGCCGCUAUCAAGGCCGCACAGCUCGGACUCAAAACCACUUGCAUCGAGAAACGUGGAACUCUCGGUGGCACAUGCCUCAAUGUUGGAUGCAUCCCUUCUAAGGCACUUCUUCAUUCAUCCCACAUGUUCCAUGAAGCUCAGCAUUCAUUUGCAAGUCAUGGUGUGAAGUUUUCAUCUGUCGAAGUCGAUUUGCCUGCCAUGAUGGGCCAAAAAGACAAAGCUGUUGCUAAUCUUACCCGAGGUAUUGAAGGUUUGUUCAAGAAGAACAAAGUGACCUAUGUGAAAGGGUAUGGCAAAUUCCUCUCCCCUUCUGAGGUGUCUGUAGACACCAUUGACGGUGGAAAUACUGUUGUUAAAGGCAAGAAUAUCAUAAUUGCAACUGGGUCUGAUGUCAAAUCUCUACCUGGAAUCACCAUUGAUGAAGAGAAAAUUGUAUCAUCGACUGGUGCUUUGGCUUUGAAAGAAAUUCCUAAGAAACUUGUGGUCAUUGGGGCAGGCUACAUUGGGCUUGAGAUGGGCUCUGUGUGGGGACGGCUUGGCUCAGAAGUCACUGUUGUUGAGUUUGCUCCAGAUAUUGUCCCAAGCAUGGAUGGAGAAAUUCGCAAGCAAUUCCAGCGGACACUCGAGAAGCAGAAGAUGAAAUUCAUGCUCAAAACUAAGGUGGUAGGAGUUGAUACUUCUGGAGAUGGUGUGAAGUUGACACUUGAGCCAGCAGCUGGUGGUGAUCAAACAACACUUGAAGCCGACGUGGUUCUUGUCUCUGCUGGCAGGUCUCCGUUCACUUCUGGACUUGGUCUUGACAAGAUAGGCGUGGAAACAGAUAAGGUGGGAAGAAUUCUAGUCAAUGAAAGAUUUGCAACAAAUGUACCUGGUGUGCAUGCAAUUGGGGAUGUAAUUCCAGGACCGAUGUUGGCUCACAAGGCAGAAGAGGAUGGAGUUGCAUGUGUGGAGUUUAUAGCUGGUAAGCAAGGCCAUGUAGACUACGACAAGGUCCCUGGAGUUGUCUAUACCCACCCUGAGGUUGCUUCUGUUGGUAAGACUGAGGAGCAGGUUAAGGCACUUGGUGUUGAAUACCGCGUUGGCAAGUUCCCUUUCUUGGCAAAUAGCCGUGCAAAGGCAAUUGAUGAUGCUGAAGGGUUGGUCAAGAUAUUGGCUGAGAAGGAGACAGACAAAAUAUUGGGAGUCCAUAUCAUGGCACCUAAUGCAGGUGAACUGAUUCAUGAGGCAGUGCUGGCUCUUACUUACGAUGCUUCAAGCGAGGAUAUAGCUCGUGUUUGCCAUGCGCAUCCAACAAUGAGUGAGGCAUUGAAGGAAGCUGCAAUGGCCACUCAUGACAAGCCCAUUCAUAUAUAAAAGAUUGAACAUUACUUGCUUUCAUAUUUGUUUUAAGGAUUUUGCAAUGGUUAAGCAAAGACUUGCCCUUUUUUUUUCAUCUGUCAUUGAAGCAGAUGCAAUGCUCGAGUAGAAGUUUACUGUUAUCCAUUUCUGCAAAGAAUAAUUUCACGCAUUAACAUCAAUGCAUGAGAUGUACAUUGAUCUGAGGUGUUUAAUUUGAGUUGGUUGGCAGGAAAUACCACUGGGUUUUGAUUCAUAUCAAUGUCAAUAGGGUUGCCUCUCAGUUUUUCUGUUUU